AGAGUUUAUGUUUACCUACUACACUAUCUCUUAUUGUUAAAACAGAAAAUAGUAAUUGUUUACCAAUCAUACUACUGAUACUGGUUUUAUGUUUACUUGUGACACUAUUCAAAUUGUUUACAUGAAAAACUAAUAAUUGUUGGCACUAUUUAUUGAUCUAUUGUAUUACAGAAAUGUUAAGGUUACUUCUGAUUGCUUCAUUGGUCAGUUUAGUCACGUGUGAGACCAAAGUGGACAUUAAGUACAAAAAGUCGAUUCUUGAGCUCACAUUGCCAGCCACUGACAAGUUGAUUAAAUCUGUGACCUUCAUUUAUAAUGUCAAGAAAGUUAAUUACAAGGAAACUGGAGUUCUAACAACUGAAGGAUGGAAGUAUAAAACGUCUGCUGUGAAACUAGAUGGCGCUGACAAGAUUGUUGCGUCUGCUACUGGCUAUGACAGAAAGCAGAGACCAAUCCUGAGAACCAAGUCCUCAACUCUUUACUUAAAGCCUUACAGGGGCGUCGCUUUGCCAGGUAGACGAAUGAGAGGUGUUGUUUUCUUCAGAGACGACUUUAACUAUAUCGACACAAACAACUGGAGAUAUGAAGUCUCCGCCUAUGGUGGGCUGAAUCGAGAGUUCCAAGUGUACACCAACGAUCCUCGAAAUGUCUUCACUCGAUCUGGAAACCUUUAUUUAAAGCCAACGAUAUCAACGGAUGAUCCAAGAUUUAAUGAGAAUACACUUCGCUGGGGUGUCAUGGAUGUUGCUCGUACCUGGGGUGUAUGUACCAAUAGCGCUAAUUGGGGAUGCUAUCGGGAAGGAAAGUAUGGCAUUUUGCCUCCUGUGAUGUCUGGCAAGCUCAUGAGUAACCCAACAUUGAGAUAUGGUGUUGUUGAAGUCAGAGCAAGGAUUUCUAAAGGAGACUGGAUCUGGCCAGCUAUUUGGAUGUUGCCAAGAGACAAUGUGUAUGGAGGCUGGCCUCGUUCUGGUGAAAUUGACAUCAUGGAGUCCAGAGGUAACGAAGUCGGCAUUGGGAUCUCUCAAGUCAGCAGUACCCUACACUGGGGUCCAAGUCCGAAUGAAAACAGAUGGAGUCGAACUAAUGGCGAGAGACGAACUGGCUCGUGGUACGAUUCAUUCCACACCUGGAGACUUGAGUGGAGACCUGACAGUUUGAUUACUUUCGUCGACGACCAAAUAGUUUUGUCAGUGACCCCCGAUUUUUGGCAGAAGGGAGGUUUCGGUGGUCAGAACAUCUGGGCAGGGGGAGAAAGAAUGGCGCCCUUUGAUAAAGAAUUUUACCUGAUUUUAAACGUGGCUGUUGGUGGCACUAACGGUUUCUUCCCAGACAACUACAACUGGGGCAAGAGGAAACCAUGGGCCAAUAACGCUCCAGCACCCGAUGUCGAUUUCUUCAACGCUCGUAACGAGUGGCUGCCUACGUGGAGAGGCGACGAAACCGCCAUGAUCGUGGAUUAUGUAGAGUUCAGAACAUUAUAAUGUAGAGAUUUGUUUUUUUAUUUCAGUGGUACUAACUAUGCAUGGAACUGAGAAUUAAAGUUAUGUAUACUUUA
Biomphalaria glabrata is the source of this 1555-nucleotide messenger RNA. Its product is annotated as beta-1,3-glucan-binding protein-like. Gene Ontology annotation, biological process: carbohydrate metabolic process. Lineage: Eukaryota; Metazoa; Mollusca; Gastropoda; Planorbidae. Gene Ontology annotation, molecular function: hydrolase activity, hydrolyzing O-glycosyl compounds. The record is from RefSeq and is marked provisional.